AUGUCCUCCGUCGUCAUUGUCGGUGCCUCUCGAGGACUUGGGUUUGCUCUGACAAAGAUCUGGUCAGAAACCCCAUCCAAUACAGUCAUUGCGCUGGUCCGCGACAAGGCGGCAGCCACUGCUACUUUUGAGAAGGAUCUACCUGGCAGGGCAAAUGUUCGCAUUCUUACUGCUGAUUUAGAGGACUUUGAGUCGUUAAAGGCAGCUUUGGAAGAGACACGCAAGAUACUGGAUAACAAACUAGACUAUCUCAUUGUCAACGCUGCUGUCAGUGACAGUAUUGUUGAUGAUAUUGGCAAUGCAGAGGGAACUAACGAUGCACUGGCUUCGCUCCGUUUUAGCAUUCUCAAUGACCGCGAACAAUUUGACAAAGACAUGAUCCGCACCUUCAAGACCAACUGCUUGGGUGUUGCCCACGCUCUUGGUCUCUUUGCACCGCUUCUUCUCAACGGCACUGCCAAGAAAGGAGUCGUAAUUAGCAGUGGCGCUGGCGACCCUCAUUGGACAGCAAAAUGGCGAAUAUUUGGCCACGCGCCCUAUGGCAUCAGCAAAGCCGCCGUCAACCAAGUUGUGGCCGCAUUCCAUGCUCAAUACGCUUAUGAAGGCGUUACAAUUUCUGCAAUCAGCCCGGGGAUCAUCAAGACCGAGUUCAACACCCCCAAACCCGAUGGUGAGUGGCAUUUACUUCCCAAGGCACAUAGCGUCAACGCUGCUUACAUGUACUCGAUGCCACAAAAUCAACUCCACUCCUACGAAAUCAUGCUGACGACCCAAGUAGAUCUGAAUUAUCAGCGCGUGCAGAAAUCUUUUGGGCCGCCUACCCAAGCGUCUAAUAGAUUCAAGGGGCCCUAUACCCCCGACGAAUCGGCUGCUAAAGUAACUGAUGUUAUUGUAAACCACUUGGAUCUUGAAGUAAAUGGAGGAACAUUAAUCUCAGAGUACAAUGACCAACAAUGGGUAUAA
Trichoderma aggressivum f. europaeum is the source of this 963-nucleotide messenger RNA. RefSeq lists its product as uncharacterized. The coding region runs from base 1 to 963 and encodes 320 amino acids. Gene Ontology annotation, molecular function: oxidoreductase activity, acting on the CH-OH group of donors, NAD or NADP as acceptor. The transcript is spliced from 4 exons. Lineage: Eukaryota; Fungi; Ascomycota; Sordariomycetes; Hypocreales; Hypocreaceae. The record is from RefSeq and is a predicted model, not a curated record.